GAAAACACAGGAUGUAUUGACGACGAAUGCUGUAAGCGCUGUCAUAUUUCUUAUUUCCUUGCAGCAUAUAUAUUGCACAGUUUUAAACUAGCUCCAGUCUGUGGCCUCAGUGCAAGAUGCUUGUUGUAAUUUUGACCGUUUUGACUCUGGUUCAGUUUGGAGAAGGGAAAAAAUGUCCUGCCGAAUGCACAUGCUUUACGGUGGCGCGCAAAAUGGAAGUAACAUGCUUCAAGAUGAGGUCUUUCCCAUCCAUGGACAGUUUCCCGGAAAAUACAAGUACACUGAAUAUAUAUGACUCCUCGUUCUCAAACAUACCCGAAGGCGAGCUGAAUAAAUUGAAGAACCUAUCAUUCAUACGCUUGAACAACAACAUGAUUACUCACAUACAAGAUGGGGCCUUUGAUGGCCUUAAAGAUCUUUUCGAAAUAAACCUGGAUCACAACAAACUGGAGACCUUUCCUAUUUUCAAAACCAGGUCACCGUUGAAGAGGCUUUAUCUCAACCACAAUAACAUCAAAGCAUUGUCGCGAGUGUCUCUAAACAAUCUACCGGAGCUGACCCGAUUAAGAUUAGACGAGUCAAGCAUCACAGAGAUACCUGCGUUUAUAUUCAGUAACAACAAAAAGCUAGAAAAUUUGACUAUACAGAACUCACCUUUGAAAAAAAUUGACGACGAUGCAUUUAAAGGUUCAAACCUUCAAGAACUGUUCUUACAAGGUACAAAAAUCACAUCGCUACCUGCAACAGGACUUGAUCAAUUAAAGAAAUUGCACCUGGAGAAUGUUGAGGAUUUCUGGUCGAUUCCAGCCGGUCUGAAAAGCAUCACAGAGGUGUAUUUGAGUAAAUACAACUCUUUUUUGUGUUGUGCCUUCGAUCUGGGUACAUACCAGCGCAAUAUGGGACGACAAAUUAGCGACGGGUGGUGGACCUCCUCACCUAAACAUUUUACAUCAGCUGCUUACAAAAGCACAGCGACGGAACCCACGACAAAUACUGAUGAAUCCUCUACGUUAGCGUCUGUUGCGUCAGGAUCUUUUAGAUCUACAACAUACACGCCAACUCACAGCCCGAGCCAACACCGAAAUUCGUCGACCACUCCUUUUAACCCAUGGGGAAGAAGAAAACGUCGUGACUGGGGAGGAUGGGGGACACAAGCCCCCACGGCUAACCAUACAAAUGGUAGUUAUACCUCACAGAUAACUACGUCUGGUUCCAGCGGCGGGGGUUUGGUUACUCCCCACGAUGGUUUUCUACCCGUAACAGCUUCUCUUCGUCCCACACUCCAUCAUGAAAACACUACAAACAGAAGUGUAAUAACAGAACCACCCCUUUCAACUGUGACUUGCUUGCCCGAAAGAGACGCAUACCACCCAUGUGAGGAUAUAAUGGGAGCAAAAUGGCUUACUGUGGUGUCUUUCAUGAUAGGAAGUGUGGCACUAAUUGCAAAUCUUGUCGUCGUCGUUGUCAUGCUCUCAAGUGAUCGUCGUUUGAACGUUCACCGUUUUCUAAUGUGCAACAUGGCCUUUGCGGACUUUUGUUUGGGCCUCUACAUCUUUCUGCUCGUGUGCGUGUCGCUGAACACUUCAGGUGAUUAUUACAACUAUGUCAGGACCUGGCAGUACGGUGCUGGCUGUCACAUCGCGGGCUUCCUUGCUGUGUUCUCCACAGAGCUGUCGGUGUACACUCUCACAGUCAUCACCAUCGAACGAUUUUUUGCCAUCGUGUACGCCAUGGAAGUGAAUACUCGACUUUCACUCCGCAAAGCAGUUAAAGUUAUGAUUGCAGGAUGGGUUCUUGCUCUUCUCCUCGCCAUUUUCCCUCUUGCUGGCGUAAACAGCUAUAGUAGUGUGGCAAUUUGCCUACCCUUUGACUCCCACACGAAAGGAGACUUGGCCUACGUGGGUAUCGUAUUAGUACUAAAUUUUGGGACUUUCUUGGUCAUCGCGGGAUUGUACGCGAAAAUGUUCCAAGUCGUGGUAGGACCCGGUCCAGUUGAUGGGGCCCCGCAGAGGAAUGAUGCAAAAGUUGCCAAGCGGAUGGCUUUGCUUGUUUUUACCGACUUUGUUUGCUGGACCCCCAUUGCAUUGCUGGGCCUUAUAGCAGCUUUUGGCUCACCUCUUAUCGGAGUGGAGGAUUCAAAGUUUCUCCUCGUGUUCUUCUUUCCACUCAAUAGCCUAUGCAAUCCAUUUUUGUACGCCUUUUUCACGAAAGCGUUCAAGCGCGAGUUCUUUGCCCUUCUGAGUCGCUUUGGGUUCUGCCACACGCGGGCUUUACAUUACAAAGGGACGCUGUCGUCGCUUAUCUACUCCCGGUCACGCACCAAGCGCUCCACAAUAGCUGAAGAUGACACGAGAUCGAAGCGAAUCUCACAAGUAUCCGCUAUUUCAGGUACUGAGAUCAAAACAGGAAUUGGUUUCUUUAACGGCAACUGCAAUGUUUACCAAAAUGGCCAUCCUCAGGAUAGCUCACCGGAGUGCAUUCCCAUGAAAGGUGUUCACAACCAGGGCUUCGGCGAUGUAUCACCAGAGAACCCCGGCAACGAUGACGUUUUUUUCAAUACUAUGGCUGGAGCAACACCGACGGCUGACACGUCUCCGAGGUCUCCUUCGCGGAGAUCGCCCGCCGAUUUGGAAUCUCCUGAUUGGUCAAAUCGUAGCACGCCCCAAAUUUCUCGAGCUCCAAGUGUCGGCAGCUUUCAUGCAGUCGAGGGACAGCUGACGGAGAGGAGAAUCAAAAAACAGUCCGUUUCGUUCAAGGAUAUCCCGAAAAUAGACCUUCAAAGCUCAACUGAAACACUGUGAUAGCAAAUGAAACCAUCGGUGUAACAUGACGGACAUGACAGGAUACUCUUUGCAGGCACUGAAUGUCAUUGGUGAUUGUUUAAAGUGAAAUUAGUUGGUUGUUCUUCUUAGACGUGUCGACCUCCAUAUAACCAACCAGCUGUUGUUCAAGAAGUAGGAGGCAUUUGUUCACCCUCUUAUGAUUAUGUGAAAAGCAUACUUGAGAACGGUGACUGCGCUGUUCAGUUCCCAGCCAUUUUGAGGAAGGCGUGAUCGCAGUUUCAAAUCUCAAGUAAACAUUUGAUAAAUUAUUUGUAUAAAUAUGUCGACUAUAUUAAUCGAACUAAAUCUUUAACAUAUUGAAAAAUUUUGUUGGAUUACCGAAGACAUCGUCAAAGACCUUUCUCAAGAACUGGCGCCCGAAAUUUUGAUUCAUGAUUCAGAAAAGUAUACUCAUGAAAAUAAAAUAGUUAGAAUGGUAACUACUUUUAUAGAACACAGAGGGGAGCACUUAAAUCCGGCAGAUCCACUAACGUUAUAUUCAGAUAGUCUCUCGAACGAAUGAUGUCUCCACUAGGCCUUUACGUCCAAACGAAGUUAUAUUUUUUCAGCUGCACUGAACGUUUUGUUGCAGGAAAGUAUUAAGGAUUACGACGGAAAUCAACGAUGCUUACGUGGCGUUGGUUUACACAGCUUUUUUUGUUGUUGUUUUAUUUAGCCGCCAUUUCUUGAGAAGGGUCAAUGAAUAGAACAUAAAUAAUAAUAUAAAAAUCUAAUUGCACUUUUGAAAUUUUGUUGAUUUCACGUGUAUUACGGGCAGUCGCUCUGACUGAAACGUUUUUGCCCAGUUCCUAUGGUUCCCAGACCUUCACGGACACAUUGGUGGGUGGCACGCUGAGGAACUUAACAAUAUCUUCAUAUAAAUAAAAAGAAAAUGGGGGGAAAAAAAAAGGGCUGUGCGCAGUCCUCGCUCGGCCUUUCUAGAGUCUGCUAGUGGUCUCAUUAUGAUGUAAUAAUACGAUACAACUCACAUUGAGGUAAAAAGUUUAACGACUGCGUUAAUGAUGUUAAAAAUGUAUGGCCUUGGUCAUAUUCUGUUAUGAAUACAAUAUGUAUAAGGAAAUGAAGCUCCAGGGUGUGAGCCUGAU
Messenger RNA from Pocillopora verrucosa, 3928 nucleotides. RefSeq names its product probable glycoprotein hormone G-protein coupled receptor. NCBI's taxonomy places the organism in Eukaryota, Metazoa, Cnidaria, Anthozoa, Scleractinia, Pocilloporidae. Gene Ontology annotation, cellular component: plasma membrane. Gene Ontology annotation, biological process: hormone-mediated signaling pathway; activation of adenylate cyclase activity; adenylate cyclase-activating G protein-coupled receptor signaling pathway. Gene Ontology annotation, molecular function: protein binding; protein-hormone receptor activity; G protein-coupled peptide receptor activity. The record is from RefSeq and is a predicted model, not a curated record.